AUGGCGCAUCAAAGGCUGUCUAUCAAAGACACUCGAGAGACAGAUCUCAUGCACGCUGUGAAUCUGUUCUUUUCCGACACUUCGACUGCCGAGACGAACAAUGUUCGACCUCUGCAGGUGAGACAAUCUCUGGCUGAGACUGUCUGUUCAGACAUUCACUUCACGACCCAUCGGCCAUGGCUAAUACUCUUCCUCGCUCUUCGACCUCCAUCUAUCUGCUUUCCAACACAUUACAAACGACCAUCCAACAAUCGACUCCGGUAG
This is a messenger RNA of Zymoseptoria tritici IPO323, 264 nucleotides long. RefSeq lists its product as uncharacterized. The record is from RefSeq and is a predicted model, not a curated record. Lineage: Eukaryota; Fungi; Ascomycota; Dothideomycetes; Mycosphaerellales; Mycosphaerellaceae. The transcript has a single exon. Bases 1 to 264 code for a protein of 87 amino acids.